AUGCCUUCGAUCUUAUCUCCAGUUCUACUGCUUCUAAUGCUCUCGCUUCUCAAUCAAAGAAGUUGGGCACAAAAUACGGCCGUUGGACCUUUUUUGACAAGUGAUACCGCUCGAUGCUACUCCUGCAUGUCCAAACUAUACGAAGCGGUUUGGCCUUCCCUAUCACAUAUUUACAAAAAACCUAGGAACUUCACAGACGACUGUAACGAUGACCGAAUUGCUGAAGGACGAGUCCCGAUCGUCCAUUGCCCGACGAUAUGUGUCUCGCUUUUUGAGCAACCAAACAUUGCAGGAGUCCGAAUAAAGGGAUACAUACGAGGGUGUAUGAGUGAUGUACUGAUAAGCGGUUUCAAUCAGACAAUUGUGACAUGGUAUCGGUGGAUGCAUAGAGAUUCUUGUCGACCUUAUAGGAAAAAAGAAUUAUUCAAACUUGGCGGAGAAUCAGCAGACGACUCGACAAUCGACGUCUGCACAUGCUAUGCAGACCACUGUAAUGGAAACUCUGCGUCUCUCACUUCCCCAUUAUCUAUAGUGUCUUUCCUGGUUUUAAGUUGGUUGUUUUUGAUAGGCUAA
This is a messenger RNA of Caenorhabditis briggsae, 573 nucleotides long. RefSeq names its product Protein CBR-HOT-1 (gene Cbr-hot-1). Gene Ontology annotation, biological process: response to odorant; olfactory behavior. The record is from RefSeq and is a predicted model, not a curated record. The coding region runs from base 1 to 573 and encodes 190 amino acids. The transcript has 5 exons. NCBI's taxonomy places the organism in Eukaryota, Metazoa, Nematoda, Chromadorea, Rhabditida, Rhabditidae. Gene Ontology annotation, cellular component: extrinsic component of plasma membrane; neuronal cell body; axon.